Messenger RNA from Argentina anserina (silverweed cinquefoil), 5232 nucleotides. Its product is annotated as AUGMIN subunit 1. NCBI's taxonomy places the organism in Eukaryota, Viridiplantae, Streptophyta, Magnoliopsida, Rosales, Rosaceae. The record is from RefSeq and is a predicted model, not a curated record. The transcript is spliced from 2 exons. Gene Ontology annotation, biological process: spindle assembly. Gene Ontology annotation, cellular component: cytosol; HAUS complex.
UACAGAGUCGAACUGUAAGCCAAGAACAACAAUCUGAUUCGGACAAAAAGAGAGAUGAUCCACUUCAAAUUUGCAGGUAUCACAAAUCAAUUUCUCAACAUCAGGGGGAUGAGUGAAUCACCGCUAAGCGAAACAGCAUCGUCGAAGGGGACGGAUGCGUCUCGAAUUGGAGAUGUAAAGCAAUGGCUGGCUCAGGAAUUCUCCCAAGCCGGAAAGGAAGUACCCGAUUUCGAAUACACCCCUCGCUCCGUAGCAGUUUUACGCAACCUUGCCAUUCUUUCCCAGUCCCAGACUCAAGCCCAAGAUCCUCGCCUUUGAUUUCCGCCUCAAAGCCUCUGAGUACUGGUCCCAAGGUCCCCCUCCGCUCUCAGACCAAUUUGGGGGUGAUGGUGGGUAAAGAGAAACUGUACAAUCUACAAACUGCCAACUAUAAGGUACUGAACUUUUGUUCAUGCUACUGCUUUUGUUAAUAUUGUGUUUUGGAAAAGAAUACAUGAUAGAAAUAAAAAAGCAACAUCUGAUAGAUAAAACCUGAAGUCUUGAAAUCUAUAAACAAGUGUAGUAUAUGUGUUGGCUCUUAAUGUUAGUUUGCUUGUGAAUCAAAUUUAUAUGUGAUGAAGUAACAGGUGACUAGAAGACUGCAUGCUAAAAGACCACAUGGUAAAGUUACAGCAGUCAUGUAACCAUGGGGUAAUCAAUAGGAGUAUGGUAUGAAUCACACAAACAGGCUGAUCACACCAAACCCAACAGAAUCUUUGGAGUCUGUCUGUUCCUCUUGCCUCCUAUACAAACAUGUCGGUUGAUUCUUUGGGCGUCAGCACUUAUGAGACCAAAACUAAUUGAUAUGAAGAACAAAACCUUAGAACCAUCUAAUUUAAUGAAUCAGGUUCCGUAUAAAGUGAUCCUAUAUUUGGUCUGGCCAACAUUUGAUAAGAAUAUUAUUUCAUAAGCAUUGAUGCAGUCAUAAGGGCAACUCGUGAGCCAGACUGCGUAGUUUAAUCUGAAACAGGUUGCAAACCUAGUGUUCGAUGAAGAACUGAUAUGUAAACGUUAGUUUCAGAAGCUCGUGUGUACAUGUUACAUUUUAGUAUGCAUGGGCAUCAUAAUGGCCAUCUCACCGCAUUUUGUUUUUCUGUAUGCAUUUUCUGAAGGAAAUAAACGUGGAAUAGAUUUAGGGAGAUGUUCGUUGAUGACAAUUUAUGGGUAAAGUGCACAAUCUAUAAUAAAAAGGGUCUUUGAUGAUGUAAAAGGCAAAGAGAUGAAUUGUCUUGGAAGUCUGUUUUGGACUUUUGGGGCUCCUUUUUUGGGAAUUUAUGGAGUCUACUUUUCCUGUUAUCUUGUUGGAUUGGCUGGCAGGCAGCAGGUUUUUUAGUAAUUGUUCAGAUAGAAUUCUGGUUAUGGUGAGGUUUUCAGUUGGUUUAGUCAUCUGGUUCAUGGCUUGUGUUCUUAUGUAUUUCUAUGAAACUCUUAUUCACUGACUGUGCUCGUAAUAUAUUAUGCUUAUUAGCUUUUCAAGUUUAUAAAACUUCUCAAGUAUAUAUUAAAUAGUAGGUUUGCAUAUGUAAAAUUGUCCAUAUAGAUAUAUCGUGACAUUUAUUGAUAUGAAGACAAGAACAUAGGAUGGCUGUUGGCAUCUGCGACUUUUCAUAAAUUUAAGUGGGAAUAUACCACAAAUGUUCAAUACAGAGGAUUAGCUUCUGUAUUUUGAAAAUCAUCAUAUGUGGCUAGAGCAUCAUAUAGGGCAAACUGGGAGGGAUGCUUUGGCUCCGUGGUUGACAACAAACAUGUUCUGUAUUUUGAAAAUCAUAAUAUGUGGCUUUGCCAAAUCCUGUUGUGUGCCAGCCAGCUAGGCAUUAGUGUGUAUAUUGCUUAGCUCAAGGAAGAAAUAUGUAUACUCCAUGGGUUGUAUGCUUGUAUUAUACCCCCUAACUAUUUUACUUAGACAAAUAGGUAGUAUUACUUUUCCAGACAGCAGUUUAGCCCCAUCAUACAAGGUUCACACAUACACAGAAUAUAGGUACGGUAUGAACUACAAUUGUUCUUACCUGUAUCAUGCAUACUUCUAUUAGCUUAAGUCAUUACUGUUGACAGCUCGAAAAUGUCCUUGUAAUUUUUGGUAAGUUUUCUGAGAUACUAAUAAUCUUAAUCUUAGUGUCCCAGCUUAACAGGGCAUUCCAAUUUAAAUAAAGGUGAAGCUGAAAAUGUGUGCAUCAAUAAUCUCUUUGGUCCUUGAUCCAUACUGAAACCUUGUCUGCUAGAACGGUAACAUUCCUAAAUUCAUAAUAAUAAAAUUUCGAAUUUAUGGAUGCUAACACUCUGAUAUAAUUUCAAAAAAAAUGAAAUUAUGUUACAGCAACUUAAUAUCAUUACCAAAUUUAACAAAACACUUGGCUUACAAACUGUAACAAAACGUAAUUACACAAAUUUAAGUUGUACAGUAAUCACUCUCACACAAGUCCUCACCAAAACAGACUAAAAUGGACAGAAGCAAAACAAUGCUCUACUGUCACGCUACGGAAAACCGUCUACCUAUACUGUCUCGCAGUACCUGCAGUACUACCCCCUGCACCAAUAAUGGUACACCAGGAUUGUAAACACAAACUUGGUCAGCUACAAAGCUGGUAUGAGUAAACUAAAAGAAUUACUCAAGCAUAAUGUAACAUAUUUUUAAAACUCAGAAAUAUAUAUAAAACAACAUUAUCAUCGCAAUACUAAUAACGUCAAACACACAACCAAUGCCACAACAAACGCCACAUAUCGCAACACAAGUAUAAUAACAAUUUACAAGCACAUCGCAACACAUGCAGAACUUUCUGGGUUAAUGCGACCCUCAAGUCGCACCCAGAAGAUUGACAGUAAUACUAGAGCUCUCGAUGAUCAUCCCCACAACCGGCCAAGAAGUGGUUCUGACAUAUACCUACGCCACUAAGGUCGCCACAAAUGCAGAACCUUGAAAUACAUUUUGCCACUUGGACCGCCACUAAGGCUAAAUCAUAUGUAUUCAUUUGUUUUUUCGCCAAACUGGCCGCCACUAAGGCAGAACAACUCACACAAAAUCUUUUGUCUCAAAAUGGCCACUACAAACACAACACCACAACCUACAAAGUCACACACGUAACAAUCGUAUCGGAAGGUAUAUUUUAUUCCCUUCCGGUAACAAUAUAACCAUAAUAUAACUCCAUAAUGUCGGAAUGUACAUUUUCUUCACGCUCGGCCACACAACAUAUAAGCACUUCGACUAUACACAUAUUUCAUCCAAAAUCCUCUAAUUUACCGAGAGGUACAUUUUAUUCCCCUUCGGUCCCAUCCUCCACAAUAUAAUAUAAACCAACUAAAAAUACACAAUAUAUUUCACAAACAUAAUAGCUUUAUACACUUAGUGAUAAAUACAUACAUAUCUUAUUACCAUUUAGAUAUACGUAUAUAAAUCACCAAAUAUAUACACAUUUAUAUUUCAAUCUUACAACAAGUAAAAAUAUACAAAAAGAAGUUCACAUGUCUAGAUACCGCCAAUGAUAACUAGACCAAACGUGAGGUUUACUCAUUUUAAUGCUUGCUUCCACUUCUAACUCAACAAGUCGAACACUUGUUUCCAACUCAAGCACCUAAGUUGAACAUAGCUCCACUUAAUAAAAAGGAACUAAAAAAAACCAAAUAAUAAGCACUUCAUAAAUUUCGACAAGAAUGCUGAAAUUACUAAGGUCAUUCAUGCCACACACUAGUGGCAUAUACUCAAACCUCUUCACCCUCUUUUUCUCUUACUUCCCAAAACCAACAUUUCUAAAAUGUCACAACUUAACUAAACAAAUUCCCCAAACAAUAUCAUGGCACUCCCAAACAGCCCCUACUCCCUCAAGCCUCCAUUGCUUUCCAAAAGAACCCCUUCACUACCCAAAACACCAAAAUAGUGGCCUAACUACUUCCAUUGUAUCAAAAUCUCUCACAUGAAUUCCAUCAAACACUUUCCGUGCAUUCUCUUAAACCCUUCCACUUCUCACAACCAAGACCCUAAAACUUACAAUACCUCUUGACUUUCAAAUAACUCACCAUUACCACUAAGAACACUACCAAACAGCAAUAUAACAUAACUAUCAAGGAAAACGAAAUUACCAAGAUUGAGCUCUUUAAGUCACUGCCUAAAAUUAGCAGCAACUAACCAAGCCACUGGUGCACACAACCAGCAGCUUUACUAGCGCCUCAAAGUCUCCUUACGCUGGCUACAGCUGCAACAACACUCCCCAGGCAGCAGCAGCAGCAAGCAACACAGUGGUUGGGUGAGAAGAUCAAAAGAGAAGAAGAAUUUGUGGAGAGAAAGAAGAGAAGAGUCGGUGGGAGUUUCUGCUAAUAGAAGAGAAAGGAGAUGAGAGAAUGAGAGAAAGAAGAGAAGAUGAAAGAGAGAAAAAGAAAAACAAGUCGGCGAGAAAAAAAAAGAUAUUUUCCCAAAAAGUUUCCAAUUUUCACCCCCUCCCAUUUUUCUCCUCUUCAAUUAUAGCAACUUUCUCAUAUGACCUUCGAAUAAAAUGUGUCACGUGUCUAUGAAUUCGUAUCGACGAGCUCUACGACUUUCGUGAAUGAAAUUUUCGGAAACGAGUGACAGAUCAAAAGUCGACUCUUGAGUCGAAUGAAUUAAAUCGUAAAACGACUUAAUGGUUCUCGAACCGAUUUGUACUUCGAAUGAAGGCUAUUUAAAAGAUGUAGAAUAUGGAUAUAACCAAACUAUCAUUUCAUUAAUCUCUAUUAAAUUUCAAUAAAUUAAUAACAAUAUUCAGGUUAUUGCAAGAACAUCUUAGUUUGCAAGGUUAUCAUUGUUCGUUUGCCAUCAAACUAGGUGAUAGAAAUCCAUGAGUUUGUCAUAUAUCAAGGAAUUAUGGUAGAUGUUAAUAAGUAUUGAUAAUUGUUGAACCCUGAUCUGUCAAUUUUACUAGCUUACUCCUAUCCUUGAUUUAUUGGUUUUGAAUAAGAGUGUGAUUUGAACUGCUUGCACAUACUACUCUUACUCGUAUGGGUUAUACCCCUGAGAUUAGCCAUGGGCUGUUGGUUGAAUUGGCUGAGCACCGUAAGGAAUUAGAAAAGAAGACGAAACCCGUUCUUGAUACUUUGCGAAGCUACCAAGACUUGCCCCCGGAUAAAGCUUUGGCUGCUUUAGCAAUUGAGGAGAAGAAAAGAUAGUAUGCUGCUGCCGAGAAGUAGCUCGAAGAUGUGUUACAUUCAGCUCUUGCCACUUCAGAGUAG